This is a messenger RNA of Rhizopus microsporus ATCC 52813, 1014 nucleotides long. RefSeq names its product Pkinase-domain-containing protein. The record is from RefSeq and is a predicted model, not a curated record. Gene Ontology annotation, molecular function: protein serine/threonine kinase activity; ATP binding. Gene Ontology annotation, cellular component: protein kinase CK2 complex; cytosol; nucleus. The transcript has 7 exons. NCBI's taxonomy places the organism in Eukaryota, Fungi, Mucoromycota, Mucoromycetes, Mucorales, Rhizopodaceae. Gene Ontology annotation, biological process: regulation of transcription by RNA polymerase I; protein phosphorylation; DNA damage response. The coding region runs from base 1 to 1014 and encodes 337 amino acids.
AUGAGCGCAUCUACGAAUGCCACAAAAUAUAAAAGCAUAGCCAGGUGCUAUGCUGACGUGAAUGCAAAGAUGCCAGCAAGCUACUGGGAUUAUGAUAAUCUCCAAGUGGAAUGGGGCAACCAAGAAAAAUAUGAAAUUAUUCGUAAAGUGGGUCGUGGCAAGUACUCUGAAGUCUUUCAAGGCAUCAACAUUACCAACAAUGAAAAAUGUGUCAUCAAAGCAUUGAAGCCCGUAAAAAAGAAAAAGAUUAAGCGUGAAAUUAAAAUUCUUCAAAACUUGGCAGGAGGAACCAAUAUUGUGGGUCUUUUGGAUAUUGUUCGCGACCCUAUUUCCAAGACACCUGCGAUCAUCUUUGAAUACGUCAAUAACACCGACUUUAAAAUCCUUUAUCCACGAUUUACAGUUUAUGAUAUCCAAUACUACAUGUAUGAGCUAUUAAAGGCUUUAGAUUAUUGCCAUUCAAAAGGUAUUAUGCAUCGUGAUGUGAAGCCUCAUAAUGUGAUGAUUGACCAUGAAAAGAAAGAGUUACGCUUGAUCGAUUGGGGAUUAGCUGAAUUUUAUCACGCAGGAACUGCAUAUAAUGUUCGUGUCGCAUCGAGAUACUUUAAAGGACCUGAACUUUUGGUAGACUUUCAAGAAUACGACUAUAGCUUGGAUAUGUGGAGUUAUGGUUGCAUGUUUGCUAGCAUGAUCUUCCGUAAGGAACCAUUCUUCCAUGGUCAUGACAACUAUGAUCAAUUAGUAAAGAUUGCCCGUGUGCUCGGUACAGAUGACCUUUUUAGAUAUACCGCAAAAUACAGUAUUAAGCUUGAUCCUGAAUAUGACAACAUUUUGGGUAGACAUCUUCGUAAGCCAUGGACCAAAUUUAUUACUGCAGACAAUCAAGAAUUUGCUUCAGAAGACGCACUUGACUUUUUGGACAAGUUAUUAAGAUAUGAUCACCAAGAACGUCUUACGGCUAAAGAAGCUAUGGAACACCAUUACUUUGAUGCUGUUAGGCAAAAUCAGUCUUAA